AUAAUCUAUUCCUCUGUCAACAAAACACCAAACUUAAUCUAUUUCCCUUUUUGAGAGACCAAAGUAAAGAAAGAAAUCAAAACAAUGUUUGGAGGCAGUCAAUUGGACUCAUUUUCUGGCGGAGGUUUUAUGCCUUCUCAAUCAACUCAAGGCUCCGAUCCUUCACGCACUUCCGCUAAGAGUCGUGAUAACCCACAUCUGCUUCCGCUAACAGUGAAACAGAUAAGCCAAGCAAUACAAUCAAGUGAUGAGAAAUCUAAUUUUGUUAUUGAUGGUGUCGAUGUCAAUAAUAAAUUUUCCGACAAGUGGAAAUGCAAACAUCUCUCACAGUUCAAAGGCUUUUUCCCAGGACCGACACUUACCAAUGGGCAUCACAUUAUCAAAUAG
Messenger RNA from Nicotiana tabacum (common tobacco), 387 nucleotides. RefSeq names its product replication protein A 32 kDa subunit A-like. The record is from RefSeq and is a predicted model, not a curated record. Lineage: Eukaryota; Viridiplantae; Streptophyta; Magnoliopsida; Solanales; Solanaceae.